GCCGCCGCCGCCGCCGCCGCCGCCGCCUCGGGUCGUGGAGCCAGGAGCGACGUCACCGCCAUGGCAGGCAUCAAAGCUUUGAUUAGUUUGUCCUUUGGAGGAGCGAUCGGACUGAUGUUUUUGAUGCUUGGAUGUGCCCUUCCAAUAUACAACAAAUACUGGCCCCUCUUUGUUCUAUUUUUUUACAUCCUUUCACCUAUUCCAUACUGCAUAGCAAGAAGAUUAGUGGAUGAUACAGAUGCUAUGAGUAACGCUUGUAAGGAACUUGCCAUCUUUCUUACAACAGGCAUUGUUGUGUCAGCUUUUGGACUCCCUAUUGUAUUUGCCAGAGCGCAUCUGAUUGAGUGGGGAGCUUGUGCACUUGUUCUCACAGGAAACACAGUCAUCUUUGCAACUAUACUAGGCUUUUUCUUGGUCUUUGGAAGCAACGACGACUUCAGCUGGCAGCAGUGGUGAAAAGAAAUUACUGAACUAUUGUCAAAUGGACUUCCUGUCAUUCGUUGGCCAUUCACGCACACAGGAGACGGGGCAGUUAAUGCUGAAUGAUAUAGCAAGCCUGUUGGGGGUAUUUUAGGUGCUCCCUUCUCACUUUUAUUGUAAGCGUACUAUUUUCACAGAGACUUGCUGAAGGAUUAAAAGGAUUUUCUCUUUUGGAAAAGCCUGACUGAUUUCACACUUAUCUAUAGUAUGCUUUUUGUGGCGUCCUGCUGAAUUUAAAUAUUUAUGUGUUUUUCCUGUUUGGUUGAUUUUUUUGGAAUCAAUAUGCAAUGUUAAACACUUUUUUAAUGUAAUCAUUUACAUUGGUUAGGAAUUCAGAAUUCUGCCGGCUCUAUUACUGGGCAAGUACAUCUUUUCUCUUAAAAUUAUUUAGCCUCCAUUAUUACAAAAAAUUGUAAAAAUAAGUUUUCAAUCAGUCAGGAUGACAUCACUCCCAAUGUUAUGCAGACAUGCAGAUGGUUCAGAUGGUUGGCAUACGUUAUAGACUAUAUACUCAGUGCAAAUAUAGCUGCAUUUAUACCUCAGAGGGGCCAAGUGUUAAUGCCCAUGCCCUCCAUAAGGGUUGCUGGUUUUACUAAUGACAGGUGUUUUGUGAAUUGAAAAUUAUUUUAUGGAAUUGCUACAGAGGAGUACUUUUCUUCUCAAUUGUUAGAAGAAUUUAUGUUAAACUUUGAGGUAAGGGUGUAAAAACAGAUUUUUGAGAUAAGGUUUUUAUUUAUGUUUAUUAUCGUUAGAGUGAGUUGCAAUAUGGGAAGAAAUGACAUUGAAAUUCCAGUUUUUGAAUCCUGUUUCUAUUUGUAAGUGAAUUUUGUGAUCUCCUAUCAACCUUUCAUGUUUUACCCUGUUAAAAUGGACAUACAUGGAACCACUACUGAUGAGGGACAGUUGUAUGUUUGCAUCAUAUAUGCCAGAAAACCUUCCUCUGCUUCCUCCUCUU
Molecule: messenger RNA, 1435 nt
Organism: Macaca mulatta (Rhesus monkey)
Lineage: Eukaryota; Metazoa; Chordata; Mammalia; Primates; Cercopithecidae
Gene: LEPROTL1
Product: leptin receptor overlapping transcript like 1
Biological process (GO): negative regulation of growth hormone receptor signaling pathway; late endosome to vacuole transport via multivesicular body sorting pathway
Cellular component (GO): endosome
Source: RefSeq, marked validated